This is a messenger RNA of Plutella xylostella (diamondback moth), 990 nucleotides long. RefSeq names its product kynurenine formamidase. The record is from RefSeq and is a predicted model, not a curated record. Gene Ontology annotation, molecular function: arylformamidase activity. Lineage: Eukaryota; Metazoa; Arthropoda; Insecta; Lepidoptera; Plutellidae.
AUCACCAGUGGCCGGCAAGAUGGCAUUGUCACUGGUUGCUUUUAUUAUUUUAGUGGCUCAAGUGAUAUUAGUGACCGCCGACCAAAAUAGAUUGAAUAAAUUCAUUUUUCAUGGAGAUUUCGAAAUAAUAGACUUGACUUAUCCAGUCAAUGAGAACUCUGUGUAUUGGGUAAAUGCUAAAAAGUUCGAGUUCACUAAUAAGUUAGGGCUGAAGGGAAAGGUUGGUUCUUGGUACGCUACCAAUGACUACGCGUCGGGGGAGCAUGUCGGCACCCACCUGGACGCCCCUUUCCACUUCGCCGAACACGGGAUCAAGGUCGGCGAUAUACCUGUGGAGAAACUUAUCGUUCCAUUGAUCAUCAUAGACAUGAGGUCAAAAGUGAACGACGACCCGAACUUCGUUCUCGAGAAGCAUCACCUGGACCACAUGUUGAACGACAACUUCGGCAAGCCGUGCGCUGUGCUCGUGAGGUUCGGCUGGGGCAAGUUCUACCACGACCGGGAACAGUACCUGGGACUGAAGCCAGACGGCUCUUUGAAUUUCCCGGGUAUCAGCGCUGAAGUAGCCAAGUGGAUAGUGGAGUCAUACAAGAACGUGGUGGCAGUAGGAGUGGAUGUGGCCUCCUUGGACCCCGGAUCCUCGAAGGACUACAUGGUCCAUCAGAUCCUACUGGGAGCCGGCCUCUAUCAGAUGGAAAAUGUUAAUUUUGGCAACCACACAUUACCUGAUAGCGGAUGUCUCGGCAUCGCCCUGCCGAUGAAGAUAGCGGCGGGGACGGGCGCGCCGCUGCGGCUAGUGGCCAUGUGUCCGAAACAAGUGCCGACUUCCUUCGAUUGAGGAAACAGAAGACUGUCAGCUCUCAAUCUUUGCUGCUUAUUGUGAUUUUACUGAAAAGUAUACGAAUCCUUCGAAAUUGAAUUAUAUGCUCCAGAUAGUUUAUAGCUACAUCUAGAUUACUGGAUCACAAAAUAAAUUAUUCGACUUAUUUA